Molecule: messenger RNA, 3042 nt
Organism: Penicillium subrubescens
Lineage: Eukaryota; Fungi; Ascomycota; Eurotiomycetes; Eurotiales; Aspergillaceae
Product: mismatch repair ATPase MSH1
Exons: 3
Coding region: 1-3042 (1013 amino acids)
Biological process (GO): mismatch repair
Cellular component (GO): nucleus
Molecular function (GO): mismatched DNA binding; ATP binding; ATP-dependent DNA damage sensor activity
Source: RefSeq, a predicted model, not a curated record
AUGCGUGUCAAUGCUCGGGGCUUUGCUCAGUUGGCUCCUUGUUUACGAUCAUCGGUUGACCGAGUCCCAGUCAUCGCAUCUUUUCAAUGCCAUGUUCAUCGAGCAAUUUGCCACCAUGCGCGUCGCAGCUCGUUGCGCCCUCGCGUACCCGCGACGCUCCCGCCAGUUGAACAGUACAGAGGCGCCAAAACGAAGGCGACUGUCAAAUUGAACGACCUCCCACAGGGUGUUGUCAAAUUGGAAACCUACGAUGACGGAAUGGAUGAUGCCCCUCGGUAUCCUACCGUGGUGCAAGGGCAUCGCAAUAACAUGCAGAAGUUUAAGAACUGUGUUAUCCUAACAAGAGUUGGAGGCUUUUACGAGCUUUAUUUCGAACAAGCCGAAGAACUUGCGCCACUGCUUAGCUUGAAGCUCGCGUCCAAGAAAACCAGCGCCGGACCCGUUCCGAUGGCCGGCUUCCCUUUCUUCCAGCUCGAUCGCUUCCUCAAGAUACUCGUUCAAGACCUCAAUAAAUAUGUGGCUAUCAGCGAGGAGUUUGCUAUUGAGGCAGAGGACAAGCUAAAAUCUGGAGGCUUGAUGUGGGACCGGAAGGUGGCUAGAAUCAUCACGCCAGGGACCUUGAUUGAUGAAAAGUUCAUCGAUCCCUCUGAGAACAACUUUUUGCUGGCAAUAUACUUGGAUGUUACUGCAUUAGCAGCGCAAUCAAAGGACCAAGUCGAUUCUCAAUCGUCGCAUCACAUAUUGUCCUCUGUACCUCAGGCUGUAGGCUUGUCGUGGAUGGACUUGUCUACGGGCGACUUCUAUACACAGCUCACAACAUUACAGAUGUUACCAUCGGCCAUCGCUAGAAUUGGAGCUCGCGAAAUCCUCGUUGAUCAGAAUGUUCAAGAUUUGAUCGGCCAGGAACUCCAGCUACUGGUUGGACAUGAGCACCGUCUUGUGACAUUCUUCCGAUUUCCCGAAAAGUUCGCACCGAUGUCUGAAUGGGACUCCAUGCUCGAAGCCCCCAUUCCGGAAGAUGCCCAUGCCACAUUCACUCCAGAGGAAAUAGCCGCUGGGUACAGCCUACUUGAGUACACUCGAGUACAGCUGCAGAGGACAGACCUCAAACUCUCGCCUCCGCGCCGGCGGCAUUUAGACGAAUCCAUGAGCAUCGAUCGAAACAGUCUAAGAGGUCUUGAGAUUCUUGAGACUGCACGGGAUGGGUUUGGUAAAGGAAGCCUGCUUCAUGCUGUCCGCAGAACCAGCACAAAAAGCGGUGCUCGCCUUUUACGGGAUCGACUGACCUCUCCGUCUACAUCCAUCCAAGUAAUCAACGACCGAUUGGACCUUGUCUCGGUGUUUAUUGACAACCCCGAUCUCCGCGAUGGCGUAAUUCAGUUGCUCAAACGCAGCUACGAUGCUCAGCGCUUGGUACAAAAGUUUGCUCUUGGCAAAGGAGAUGCCGACGACUUGAUUUGCCUUUCUCGAGCCGUUGAAGCCUCCAAGGGGGUUAGACAAGUCCUCUCCGACCAUGCGAGACAACUGCGUAAGUCCGAUGCGAAACAAAGCCUAGCGUCAAUGAUCUCUCGUCUUCAUCUCGACGGUCCGAUUGCUAUAGCGGACCGCAUCUUGGCUGCCAUCGACGAGGAUUGUCUCCUUCAGCAGCAACAUAUCGAAGAAAAUACGGCUGCUGAAGCGGCUCGCCUUGCCCAAGAAGUUGCUUUGAACGAAGGCACCCCCAGCGAGCUGGAGGCACUGCCAAAGAAAGUUCGUGCCAAACCCAGCGGGCGCACCGCCACCGUGGAUACGGACUUCGGGCCUGUUGAGACAUGGAUUAUGCGCCGCGAUGCCAGCAAGACACUGAAAACCCUCCAUGAGCAACUGGACGGAUUCUUCGAUGAGAAGAGUACACUAACCCAGCGCCUCCGUGAGUCCGUGUGUUCCACCAAUCUCACACUCAAAUGGACGCCCGGACUAGGCCACAUUUGCCACGUCAAAGGCGCCAAAAUCUCUCAGCAGUCCCUUGAAGAUCUAGGCGUCACGCGAAAUGUGUCGUCCACCAAAUCCACCCGCUCCUUCUACCUACCGGCCUGGACCGAGCUCGGCAACCGCAUGGAUAAUGUGAAAGUGCGAAUUCGACAAGAAGAACAAGCUAUCUUCGAGCGCCUCCGCCGCGAAGUUAUUCUCAACUUAGUCAAGAUCCGCCGCAACGCCGCGGUCAUGGACGAACUGGACGUGGCCUGCUCAUUCGCCACCCUAGCUCAAGAACAGCAAAUGGUCCGACCCAUUCUCAACGAAGGAACCACACACAAAAUUGCCGGCGGGCGCCACCCAACCGUGAAACUGGGCCUCGAAGAGCAAGGCCGGACGUUCGUCAGCAACGAUUGCUUCCUCGGCGAGCGCGAGCGCAUCUGGCUCAUCACAGGCCCUAACAUGGCCGGUAAAAGCACCUUUCUGCGGCAAAAUGCACUGAUUACGAUCCUCGCACAAGUCGGCUCCUAUGUGCCUGCUGCCUACGCCGAGAUCGGGGUCGUUGACCAGAUCUUCAGUCGUAUCGGGGCUGCAGACGACCUAUUCCGCGACCAAUCGACUUUCAUGGUCGAGAUGCUGGAGACUGCAACGAUCUUGAAGCAGGCCAGUCCGCGAUCAUUUGUGAUAAUGGAUGAGGUCGGGCGAGGUACGACGCCAGAAGAUGGGACGGCGGUAAGCUUUGCAUGUCUUCAUCAUCUCCACUACCGAAAUCGCAGCCGCGUGCUGUUCGCCACGCACUUCCAUGCGCUGGCGGAUAUGACGAAGUCAUUUGAGUGUUUGGAGAGGUAUUGUACUGAUGUCAAGGAAAGCCCCGGUGGAGGCUUCUCGUUUGUGCAUCGUUUACGAAAGGGCGUGAAUCGGGAGUCGCAUGCGCUCAAGGUGGCAAAGCUGGCUGGGUUACCCAGGGAGACUCUUGAGCUUGCGUCUCGUAUCCAAGGGCAGUUGAGAGAAGAAAUAGGCUCCUCAGACGAUGCCAGGUUAAUCAACGAGACUUGCGAUGACAAUCGACCUCUCUCGCAUACUGCCUAG